This is a messenger RNA of Cavia porcellus (domestic guinea pig), 4428 nucleotides long. RefSeq names its product zinc finger protein 740 (gene Znf740). Bases 686 to 1267 code for a protein of 193 amino acids. Gene Ontology annotation, biological process: regulation of transcription by RNA polymerase II. The transcript is spliced from 7 exons. Gene Ontology annotation, cellular component: nucleus. NCBI's taxonomy places the organism in Eukaryota, Metazoa, Chordata, Mammalia, Rodentia, Caviidae. Gene Ontology annotation, molecular function: DNA-binding transcription factor activity, RNA polymerase II-specific. The record is from RefSeq and is a predicted model, not a curated record.
CGCUCGGCGGAGAGGACGAAGGGGAGGGGGAAGUGCUUCCGGGGAAACGGGCCCCGGGUUGGUGUUUGUAAACUUGCCUCGGUCCCGGCGGGGGCAGCGACGGCGGCGGGGUUGGCACUGUAUGCUGGGGUUUGGAGGAGGCGCCGCGCAGCGGGGAAGACAGCGAGAGGCCGCGCCUGGCAGGUUUCUGGAACACAUCAGGAGCUUCAUCAAGAGAAUUUAACUGGAAAACCAAGACAGUCUUUGCUUUCUUCAAACAAUAGGCAGAAACCAGACAGAAACUAGGGAUUCUUGAAACACCUGUUUUCCCUUCAGAGGACACUUAAGUUCUUUUGGAAGACAAACGCAGGUCAAUAUGGCAGCAGGACUGAAAGGACAUGGAGCUAUUACCGUGAUUUGGUGACAGUUCUUCAAACAGCAGAGUCUUAAGGAAAGCUGGUUCAAGGAACUCCUGAACUUUUGGGUUCCAUUAAGUGAAAAAUCAGCAUGGCUCAGGUAAAAAGCUCUAGAGUCCUCCUUCAAGAUCACUGGGAAGCCUGUUUGCAGAUUCACUCUUGAAUGCUGCCUUAGUCAACAAUAUUGACCAACCCCAGUGAGCCAAGCUCUGUAUUAAGCACCAGGGGGAAAUCUAGAGGAAGGAAAGGAGACAGGCCACAGCCCCUGCCUUCAGGGAGCUUCCAGUCAAAUGAAGGAGGCAAGUCUGCUGGCUUGUGAAGGCCUGGCAGGAGUGAGUUUGGUCCCUACUGCAGCCAGCAAGAAGAUGAUGCUCAGCCCAAUCGCCAACAAGCAAACUGAGAAUGGCGAGCGGGCAGGCAGCCCUGAUGUGUUGAGGUGCUCAAGCCAGGGCCACCGAAAAGACAGUGAUAAGUCCCGGAGCCGCAAAGAUGAUGACAGCUUGGCUGAGGCCUCUCAUUCAAAAAAGACUGUUAAAAAGGUGGUGGUAGUGGAACAAAAUGGUUCUUUCCAAGUAAAGAUUCCAAAAAAUUUUAUUUGUGAGCACUGCUUUGGAGCCUUUAGGAGCAGUUAUCACCUGAAGAGGCACAUCCUUAUUCACACUGGUGAAAAACCAUUUGAGUGUGAUAUUUGUGAUAUGCGCUUCAUCCAGAAGUACCACCUGGAACGCCACAAGCGUGUACACAGUGGUGAAAAGCCUUACCAGUGUGAACGAUGUCAUCAGUGUUUUUCUCGGACAGAUCGAUUACUCAGACACAAACGGAUGUGCCAAGGGUGUCAGUCCAAGACUUCCGACGGGCAGUUUUCUCUAUAGGUGCAAAGGGGCCCUGGGUGGUGGGAGUGAUCAGAAGAACCUACUGAAGAAUGCACCCUCUCUGGUCUGAUGGUCCCACCACCACCUCAUCUGACCUGUCCCCCUCCUGGCAGAGUGGACCCAGGAGGCCAGAAGAAUGCUUCGGGGGACAGUGACUCCAGAGCCUGUGCUCUGUAAAUAAUCUGAGACUAUGAGUAUCUCGGCAAGUUCCUACGGCAUUCCUGGGUGUAAGGGAGCUAGUCCCUGGACCCUUGGCUGAGGUCAUAGAUGGGGACUUAAUGGUGUAGGACCAAGACUAAAGUGUGGCUCCCACAACAUUGGACUCCAGCUGGCAGCUGAAGUGGAAAAAAUUGGGGAAAGGAGUUUGUUGUCUUCUUUUUGUUUUGUUUUGUUUAUCCAAAAGCCUCUUUAGGUUCAGCAGGUAAACUGUAGAUGCAGGUAAUCUGGAGGCAUAAAGUCCUGGUCCAAAGUAGGGACUAUAGUUGCCCUCUCCCCAAAUUGAGUUUUUAGUUGCAGUAGAUCUCAGUAUUCCACAGACCUGCAUCUCAUCUCCUUUUUGAGGGAGAAUAGGAUCAGGGAUGGCAGCCGAACUUAAGUUGGCCUUCAUAUACACUGUAGAAACAAAAGGAAAACUGGGAAGAGCAGACAAGGGCUGGAUCCAAGAAGAGUGGGCAGUACCUCUUACCUCCUCAGAAGAGCAAGAGUUGUGCCCAUGGGUGUUGUAAUGGCCUGUGCCACACUGGUACCCGAUAAGGUCAGCUCAAGUGCCUUUUGGAGGAAACUUGGGUGAGAGGGAUCGACAAAGCCCUUUCCUUCUCUCUGGGCCAUUGGUCUUGGAUGUGGUUUGUGGCUACCUCACUGUCAUUGACUCCUAAAGCCAGACAGAGAUGUUGAGCAAGGAGUCAUUUUCAAAGGAGUUCUCUCCUUGUACCGUCUUAGAGACAACCCAGGACUAGUCCCAAGUUGGCUUACAGCUAUUUAGGAAACAAAUUUGGCAGCCCUUGACCAUCUGCUGAGCAGUAGGUACAGUUCUUCCUGCCAAGUCCUAUCACUGUAUUCAGGUAAAGGAGGUAGGGAUGUGGCCUUUGGCCUCAAAAAACAAGAACUUGGCCACCUCUUUAGCAGCUGUCGCACCCAGCAAAGAAUGGGGCAUGAAGAGUGUUGCAGAGAAAGGACCAGAGGGGAAAACCUAAUGUGGGUUUUAUUCUUAAUCAUAUUCUUUGUUCCUCUCUGCUCCAAAACCACCACCAUGUCCCCCCAAGAAAAGUGAUCAGGUGUUUGUAUGGAACAUGAGUGUUCUUAUCUGUAUGCUUGGAGAUACAAAAGGAACCAGACCCUUCUCUGGCCCUUGGCCUAAGGGAGAUGAACAUUAAACAGCUGCCUCCCACCCACACCUGAAAGGAGCUUGAGGUGCCAGCAGGAGCUGAAGAAUUCAUUUAGGGAGCAGAAGAGCUUUGUUCAAUAAGGCUUUUUUCAGAUCAGUACAUCAGGCUAGUUGGGUGGGUGUUUAUGACCCAAACCAGAACUUGCGUGUGUGAGUUUUCUAAGAUGAAAUAAAAGACCCUCUUUCUUCCUACUAAAAAAAAAAAAAAAAAAGGAUCCUUAUAACAGGUUCCAGUGUUUGGUUGACCUCCCCCUAUGGCUUACCCUCACAGGUGAUGUGGGGGACUGUCCUAAGAGUAAUCAUGGAGACUGGUUAAACCUGAGCCCCAAACUCUUGAUGGUAUCUGAAAUGGCACCAGGAAGUAUGAUUCAUCGCCUAGAAAAUGUAGGGAAUAGGCAACAGCAGUGAACUCCUGGCUCUACCAUUCUAGGGAUUCGUAAGGGUAGAGAAGAGAUCAUUCCUCUGAGGGAGAAAUAUUUCAGAGAAGAGUGGAGGAGAUGUGGUAUCCUUUAUAGCUUGUCUCUGAUGGUAUCUGAGCUCCUUUGGAGGAGACGCUGAGGAAUGUUUGCUGCCAUGUGUUCUAGCUUUAUGUUGACACUCCUAUUUAAUGUCCACAAUCUACACCCUGGUUCUUGGAUCCGCUUGUGGUCCUUGUAAGCAGGGGCAUAUGUCUGCAAGUGAGCCAGCCCCCUUCCUAUUAGAGGGCUCUGCUAAGGCUAUGGUUCUGUCGUUCAACUCUGGGAAGGAGGAUAACUGAGAAAGUUAUUCUCCCAAAAGUGCUUUUGAAAGUAGGAGCCCUUAGGGCUGGGGAUUUAGCUCAGCAGCAUAAGCACCUGCCUUGCAAGCAGGCAGUCGUGAGUUCGAUCCCCAGUACCAAUUAAAAAAAAAGAAAGAAAGUAGAAGCCCUGUCCCUGCCACUUAGAACUGAUCUUUCUGGGAUGGUGGGUGUGUGAAGAGAAUCAUGAGUGACUUGUACCCCUAAGUAUAUGAAUGUGCUGAGUCCGAGUGUGCUCCCGAGGACGUCAACUUCCUGCCUUGGUGGAUGGGUAGAGCUUCUGAGCAUGCGUGUAAAUGGCUGUACCAGUGCUGGCCCUGCCAAGGCUCAGGAGCAGAUGAUUAGUCCAGUUCAGGUGCUGAUGUUCUGGGGCAAUGGGUGUGUGAGGAGACCCAGGAGCUCCCACUUCUACCCCAGAGAACCCACAGACCAGGACCACCCUUCCUUAGCUGGAAAGAUGCCUUAGCGGGUGUUUGGAGUGCAGAGAAGUGAAGCCAGGGCAGCCUCUGAGAGCAGGACAUGCAGCUGGGGGGCCUGGGAAAGAUAGUGCCCAUUUCUGGGUGGAUUCCUGUACCAGGCCCAACCAGCUGUGCCCUUCCCAGCACACUAUCUUUUUUCUUUUCUUUUCUUUUCUUUUGUCUGCAGCAGCCUCUUGUCAUCACUUAGCUACUGAUGUGCCCCAUGGCUUGGUAUUGGAGAGGUUAAAUGAGUGGAGCCCACCACAACUUUUAACUCUCCCAGAUGCUCUUUGCCUCUGCUGUGGCCCUGGAGCUUUUGUCUUCAAGAAUUCCCCUUUACCCUCCCUCUCCACCUUUUUCUUUUUUUAAUAUACUUAUUUUGCUAUGGGGGAAGGGACUGUUAAAUGAACAGGAUCACUUUUAAAUGGUAGUUUUUAUAAGAUGUUAUAAACUUGUAUCUUUUUACUAUUAAAGUGCAGUGUACGUUCCUUCGUGAUAUAUUUAGGAUAUUUAAAUAAAAAGAGGGGGGCUUUUCUACAUUCCA